AUGUUAACGGAUGAAUUAAUAAAGGAAAAUGUGAAAGAAAUUUUUCUCUCCUACAACGAUAUGAUACGAGAUGAUCAAAGUGAAACAAGUGUUGAAUCAUAUAAAGACGUAAAUAAUUUUUUAGAAGAUUCAGAUAAUGAAUCAUAUUUCACAUAUUCAAAUGAAAGUGAUAGUUCCAGUAUUUAUAACUCUGAUACGACAGAUGAAAAAAAUAUUAAAAUUUAUUCAUAUGUUAGUAGAAGUUUUAUACCAAAAAAAGAUAAAAAAUAUAAAAAGUUUCAUACAGUUAGCUAUAUAAAUAAUAUGAACAGCAUUGUUAAUUUCCCACUUAAAAAUUAUGGUAGCAUACUCAUUUCCGAUAAAAUAAGAAAGAUAAAAAAUUACCAAUGGAAACCACCAGGAAAAAAUAUUCCUUCCAUUUCCUCAAUAAAAUUAUCUCAUAAAAAAGCUUGGGAUAUAGGAAAAGAAGGAUGUAAUGGAUUACUUAUUGAAAAUUUACUUGAAAGUUAUAAAAAAAAAAAAUUAAACUAUAUUGUGUUAGAUGGAACAAAUAUAGAAAAUUUUUUAACAGUGUAUACUCAUUCAUACCAAGACACAAUUAAAGGUGUAAACUCAAGUAUAUUGAACACUUUCAGUUUUUACGAUUUAGAAGAAGCUCAUUUCUUAUAUGAUAUUAAAAGUAUUCACAUAUAUAAAGAUAUAAAAAAAAAAAAAAAAACCAUUAUAUUAAAAGAUUUAAACGAUAAUUUUUUUAAUGCCAUAUUGGUUUGUAUGAAUGAGAUAAUCAUUUAUUUGAAAAUAUUUAAUUUAAAAAAAAGUCUAUUAAAUAAAUCCAAUAAAAAAAAAAAAAAAAAAAACUUAGAUGAGGAGAUUUACUUUGUUAAAUCUGUUAAAAAUGAGAAUAAUCUAUAUAAAAAUAGAAUAAAAGAUGUUAUAUCCGCUAAUAAAAGAAAAAGUAUAAAAUAUAAUUUUACUGAUGUAAAAAAUAUAGAAAAGGGAAAUGUAAACAAUUUAAUUUGUUUGGAUGAAAAUAAUGAUCAUAUUAAAGACAAGUUAAAAUUGUCUAAAAAAUUUCCAUCGAAUAACUCUGAAAAAUUUUGUUAUAAAUAUCUAUGUGAUGCGUUGAAAAAAGAAGAAAAUGAAUUAAAAGAGUUUAAUAAAAAUGAUGAUAAUGCUAAAAAUGAAUAUACAUCUCAUACAUCAGAUAGCAAUGAACAGUAA
Messenger RNA from Plasmodium gallinaceum, 1221 nucleotides. Its product is annotated as conserved Plasmodium protein, unknown function. The record is from RefSeq and is a predicted model, not a curated record. Bases 1 to 1221 code for a protein of 406 amino acids. The transcript is spliced from 7 exons. Lineage: Eukaryota; Apicomplexa; Aconoidasida; Haemosporida; Plasmodiidae.